Tachysurus fulvidraco (yellow catfish) is the source of this 1069-nucleotide messenger RNA. It is a transcript of the gene slx9, whose product is annotated as SLX9 ribosome biogenesis factor. The record is from RefSeq and is a predicted model, not a curated record. Lineage: Eukaryota; Metazoa; Chordata; Actinopteri; Siluriformes; Bagridae. The transcript has 6 exons. Gene Ontology annotation, cellular component: preribosome, small subunit precursor; nucleolus; 90S preribosome. Bases 198 to 905 code for a protein of 235 amino acids. Gene Ontology annotation, biological process: maturation of SSU-rRNA from tricistronic rRNA transcript (SSU-rRNA, 5.8S rRNA, LSU-rRNA).
UUUUAACCGUCGCACCACAAAGUUGUGAAGGUAGCAGCAGCCCAAAUAUUGUCCAGGUCACUACUUUAGCUCACUACAGUGUAGUGAUACAUAACGGCUUCUGCUCACUAUGUAGUGAACUCUGUGACGUGUAAAUAAACCCGACGCCGCGUGUGUGAAGCCCUACAGAAACACUUCACACGUUUAUACGACACAAAAUGGGGAAAAUAAAGCGAGAGCGACAGAAACGUCACCACGAUGCGGUGAAGCUCAGACCUGAGAAAAGUGCUUCAUCUCUGCUACAUGAUGAGGAACAGAUCCGAACAUCACCUGUAAACAUCACACCAACACGAUCAGCUGUUAAACCCACAGACGUUCAGGCCUUUAACUUCCCCAAAGGGGUUUUUGUUGGUACUGUAAUUCCUCCUGAAGCUCUGGUUCAGACUCUUAGUGUUCCUGAGUCUCCAGCAGAACAACCAGCAGAACAACCAGCAGAACAACCAGCAGAACAACCCCGAGGCGCCGGGCAGAAGCAGCAGUCGAAGAAGGAGAAGAUUAAGGAGAGACGUGAGCGCUGGCUGAACAAGAUCAGCAGCAUUAAACUGGCCCGUGAGGAGCAGGCAGCGCUCGCACGCCGCAAGGCCACGCCCAUCGUCGGGGAUAUGAGGAUAUUGGCUGAUGCACUUCCUGAGCUCUGCUCCUUUAUCAGAGCGCCCAGCUCCAAGAAACAGAAAGGUUUGGUGAAGAAGAAACCAGAGCCCACAGAUUUCUGUCAGAUGAAGCCAGCACAGAAACGCAAACUAAUUGAGAUGGAAAUGUCCCGCUUCAGUGAAGUGAUGAAAGACUCUACCUUCAAGUCCAACCCCUUCAGUGUGAUUGGUCAACAUUUGAGGAAACGCCUCAAACAGGAAGACGAGCAGAGUUAACUCCGCCCACUUUCUGCAGACUCCUCCAUAAUCAAUAAGUGUGAGAGUGUGAGAGAGAAUAAGAGUGUGAGUGUGUGAGAGAGAAUAAGAGUGUGAGUGUGUGAGCGAGAGUGAGUGUGUGAGAGAGAAUAAGAGUGUGAGUGUGUGAGCGAGAGUGAGUGUGU